AUGGCGCCCUACAAGUCCUCCGCCGGCGUCGACGUUGCCUUUGCCGACUUCGUCUCGGAAUACUACCGCACCUCGGAAGACAAAGCCGCCACCACCACCUUCACAAACUUCUGGCCCGCGGACGGGAAGAUGAUCCUCGCGGGGCGGACCUUUGAGGGGUCCACGGCCAUGCUGAGCGUAAAGCAGUCGCUUCUCCCGCCGACCGGGAAUAAGUCGUGGUGGCAUCUGAUCCGCGGGGCGACGGUGGGCGGGGAGACGGAGACGGAUAAGACUUUUGUGGCGGAGAUUGUGGUGCAGACGACGUAUGUUGGGUUAAACUGUUCUCAGGCGUAUGGGAGCGCGGCGUUUACUGUCCUCAAGGAUGCUCAGGGUACCCCUAGAUUGGAGCCGCAUUCGGAGAGCUUGAGCGUCUAUAACCUCACCGUCUCGACGACGGAUUCGCCCACGGAUAUCCCGUGCAGCAAUUCUUGA
Colletotrichum phormii is the source of this 471-nucleotide messenger RNA. RefSeq lists its product as uncharacterized. The coding region runs from base 1 to 471 and encodes 156 amino acids. The transcript has 2 exons. The record is from RefSeq and is a predicted model, not a curated record. NCBI's taxonomy places the organism in Eukaryota, Fungi, Ascomycota, Sordariomycetes, Glomerellales, Glomerellaceae.